This is a messenger RNA of Carassius gibelio (silver crucian carp), 771 nucleotides long. RefSeq names its product histone H2B. Gene Ontology annotation, cellular component: nucleosome. Lineage: Eukaryota; Metazoa; Chordata; Actinopteri; Cypriniformes; Cyprinidae. The record is from RefSeq and is a predicted model, not a curated record. The transcript has 2 exons. Bases 21 to 395 code for a protein of 124 amino acids. Gene Ontology annotation, molecular function: protein heterodimerization activity; structural constituent of chromatin; DNA binding.
GUUCUUUCAACACUCGCAUCAUGCCUGAACCAGCGAAGUCUGCUCCCAAGAAGGGCUCCAAGAAAGCCGUCACUAAGACCGCGGCUAAAGGAGGAAAGAAGCGCAGAAAGUCCAGGAAGGAGAGCUACGCUAUCUAUGUGUACAAAGUACUUAAGCAGGUUCAUCCUGACACCGGGAUCUCUUCCAAGGCGAUGGGGAUCAUGAACUCUUUCGUCAACGACAUCUUCGAGCGCAUCGCCGGUGAGUCGUCUCGUCUCGCUCACUACAACAAGCGCUCCACCAUCACCUCGAGAGAGAUCCAGACCGCCGUGCGUCUGCUGCUGCCCGGAGAGCUGGCCAAACACGCCGUGUCUGAGGGCACCAAGGCCGUCACCAAGUACACCAGCUCCAAGUGAAGCGUGAUCUGACUCCGACAACCCCAACGGCUCUUUUAAGAGCCACCCAUUCUUUCAGUUAAAGAGCUUUAUGUAGUUAUUUGUGGUGGGUUAAUCAAUAAACCCAGAACUACACUUAUUUUCUUUCUCAACUCUUGAGGAAACAAAGUAUCAGAUAUGCUUUAACUGUUACUAUACUAUUAGUUAACGCUUAAACCACUUUUGGUCUUUUAACGUAAUCGGGCAUCUGACGAUUAGAAAAAUCAAAAGAAUAGUAUCUGCAAUAGUUUAUAACUGCACAAAGUUAAAGUAUGAAAAAAAAAAAAAGGUUUCAGAGUGAAGCUAAUUAUUGUGCAACAGCCACAAAGUGAAAAUAAAACUUACUUUAAAAAAAAAA